AUGCACCUACCUAACGUCGCCAACUCCGUCGCUCUGGACGUCGAAUCGCUAGGCGGGCCUGGCGGCAACGUCGCCGUGUGGACCGUGCUGGACGGCGGCGAUUGUGGGCAGUCGAAACCGCUGGGGUCGUUACAUUCGCUCGGUGCCACGAAAGAGUUGACGACGUGUGAAGGGCCGCGCACGCAAUCGUCUGCUGUCAUGAGCCAAAGCGCAGCGAAACCAGCGCUGUCCAAGACAGUGUCGUUCGAGGGUGCUUCUCAAACGGUGGCGGCCAACCUGACCAAGAGCGAAAUCGAAGCAGCCGACCGGCAAAAGCACCACACCAAGACCGACGUGCCGCCGAACCAAACCAAGAAAAUCGCGGCAGAGCCCCUGAAGCAGGUCGACGUGAUCGACGUCGACAACCACCCGUUGCUGGCAAACCUCAAAGUCGACGGCAAAGAGGUCGGCGCGUACAUGCUGUGCAAGUUUGCGGACGAUGUGCUCGGCCACCGCGCGCGCCAGAUCUUUCGAGAAAAGGCAGCGUCGAUCAAAGGGCACAAUGGAAUCUACUACUACCUGAAGGAUCUCAUGCGACGAUUCAGCCAAGAGGAGGGUGUCGCUGACGCGGCGAAGAAGUCGGGACAGAAGAAGCCGCGUACCGACGACGACGUGGUCCUGGACGAGCAUCAAUUUCGAAAGCUCAUGGCGAGCGACCCGGCGUUCGAGUGCUUGGUCGCGCCGGAAGACACUGCGGUGCUGUUCCAGCGCAUCGUCCACAGCGCGACGAAAUCCACCAUGACCCACAUCGACUUUGUCGAGUUUUGCCUCCUCGAUCGGAUGCAGCUACUCAUCCUCCUCUGCAAGUACUGGAAAUCGCUGCGCCGGAUGAAGCUCACGGACAACGAGCUCCUCGACACGUACCGCCGCAUGACCGUCCAAGGCACAAACGAGUCGGAAAUGGCCGUCGACUUGUUUGGCGCGGCGAUCACGAGGGAGUUUGACGUCGUGCUCACGAUUGGGGAAAUCGAGAUCAUGAUGGACUUGAUCGACUACGACGGCGACGGCAUCGUCAAGCCGGCCGACUUUGAACACUUUUACAAAGACGUGGAUCGCGCACAAAAGCUGGUCGAGCUCAAGGACCCCGAUGGCAUCGUCGACUUGAAGUACUCGACCAACGACCACGAAGCCGCCGAGCUCAAGCGGGCAGGGUACAUUUUGUACCCCAAAAACAUCUACGAAGGGCACGGGGUGCUGCACUUUUGGUACAAGCGCGCCCGACGGGACACCGGCCAGCCCGCGAUCGAAGCGAUUCAGUACUCGGCCACCAACAUGGACACCGCGCUCGUGGCCCAGGGGUUUGUCUGUAUGAAUGGCAACAAACCGUUUGCAAAGAAGUACGUGUGGCUCAAGCACGCGCAAGCGCGGACGUUCCAGGCGCAGGAGCUCGGCGACAUCUUUAUCACGUCUGGCCACACUGCCGAUACCAAGUCGGCGACGCUCUGGAUGCCGCCAUGCCGCGGGUACAAGCAGAUCGACGGCACGCUGGAUGACACAAACAAGUUGACUGCACGGUGGACGACUGGUCGCCGCGGCGUGUUCCUCUGGGUUCGGUAUAUGAACGAGGCCCAUGACGUGGUGGCAUUCAAUCCGCCAGUGUCCCCGACCGCCAUGUCGACCGCCACGUGGUCGCGCGUCGACGAGCUCGAGAAUCAAAUCCGACAGACGCUGCGUCGGCGAUGCCCGGCCGACGCCGACGGCGUCCUCAACUUUCUCAAGUUGUUUGAAAGCCUGGACAAGAAGAACCGCAAGCUCCUGAGCGCCAACAAACUCAAGAUCGGGCUUGUCGCGCUCGGUUGCAAAAUCGACGUCCGCCUGUACGCAGAAGUGUGGAAGCGGGUCGAUGUGAUGGCGGUCAAGCGUGUGGACUUCGACGCGUUCGUGCGAUUUGUCGAGAUGACUGGCACUGAAAUCGACGGCGCGACGGAAGCCCUCCAGAGGAGCAUGACCAAGGGAUCGUCCAAUUACCGGUCUAUCUUCAAGUCGCACAAUGCGGCGGGCGACGGCAUCCUGAGCCGGCACGACUUUUUGCGGAUGCUCGCGGCGGCGCAGAUUCUGGUCGCGCCGGACGAAUUGCUCAAAAUCAUCCAUCGGUUCGACGUGAACCAAGACAACGUUGUCGACUACGCCGACUUUCUCAAGUUUGUCACGGGCGUGUGCGAUAUCCAUUCGCGGCAAGCGGCGCGCGUGGCUGAAGCAGCCGCGGCGUUCCAGGGCUGGGCCAUCGAGCACCAGAACAAGAAGCUCGCGAAGGAUGGCAACAUCGACUCGUCCGCGUCGUGGCGCCUCGUCAAGUCACAAGGAGAUGUCCUCCGUGUCCCCAUGAUCGAUAAGAUUCUGCGGCAGAAAAACUGGCGGCUCGACCCGGCGGAAAUGCGGAGUCUUUGCGUGCUCAUGGCCCCCACCGCGGCCAAAGUCGGUGAAAUUUCGCGCAAUGCGUACCACGCGUUCGUCAACCACAACCCCAAGAAAAUCACAAACCUGGUCGCGUCGGCGCGGAAAGUGGUGGGGAAGAUGCCGGACAACAACUCGGCCGAUGCCGUGUUCAACCAGCUCAACAAACUCGGCCAUGGCAAGUUGCCGCUGGCGACGCUGCACCAGGACUUUAACGCGAUGGCAGUGGACAAGAGCGUCCCGUCCAUCGACAUAAAGGACUUUGUGUACUUGGUUCAGCACACGGGAGCGGAUUCCGGCGGAGAUGGUCUCGUGAUCCUGGAUCGAUUCCUCGCGAGUUUGCGCGACUGUUCCGAGCGGCGCAGCAUGCGGCACGGGUUUGUGACGCCGUUCGACAGUCCCCCGUUUGCCAAAGGGGUCGGCCUCCUUGUUGCCGAGCUCAAGCGGCAAGCGAGGACGCUCGACGGCAAGUACGACUACACUGUGCCGUUCAACGUGCUCGACAAGGAACGGGCGCAGUCGAUUCGUCUCGCCGACUUUGAGACGGGCAUGCGGGAGAUGGGAAUCGGCAAGUACCUCAACGAACAGGAGAUGAAGAGCAUCGUCCGCCGCUUUGACGUCGACGGCACGGGCGGCAUCGACUUUAAUGAGUUUUGUCGGUUCGUCACGACCGACCACGGGGACAGCGCGGCGGGCGACCAUCCGCACGUCAUCUCGGCCAUCAAAGACGCGUUUGUGCAGCUGCCGCCGUACGGGGUCGUGUCCUUUGCCAACAUGAUCAAGCGCAUGUGUUCGAUGGCAGACAAAGAGGGCACUGGGACCGUCUCGGCCACCAAGUUUGAGCAAAUCUUCAACACGCUCGACAUUGCGCUGCCCCGCGCUUCCAAAACGGACCGACCAUACUUGGUCGAGCUGCUCUGCGACAACUCGGACGACGUGCCGUAUGGCUCGUUCUGCGACUUGUACGUGUCGGCCAUGACGACCGAGCCAACGAAACGUACCGAUCUCGACAAAGAGACGCAAAGGAUGCUCGCGGACGCAUUCAACGAGAUGACGAGAGCUGCGGACGAAGUGGCCAAGAGCGGCGGCGGCGCUGCAUUCGACUACGAGCGCGCGUUGGCAGCGUUUGAGAAAGGGGUCAUGCCCGCGGAUUUGAAGCAAGUGCUGUGGGCGGCAGGUGUGCGGUACCCGUUCUCGCCCGAGGAACUGGUCGUCCUCCACCGCGCAUUCCAAACGGACAUGGGCAAGUUCGAUGUGGUCAAGUUUGGCGAGUAUAGCGCGCGCGGGCCGACCGCGUUGGCGUCGCCGGAUCCGGCCGGGAAGCUCGAUGCUGUCGUUGCACAUUUGCAAGACCGCAUCCAGCAGCUCGUGUCGAACGACAAGGACGCGUCGCGCUUCCACAAGUUGUUUUUGGAUUUCGACGCUAACCACGACGGAUCCAUCUCGACGGACGAGUUUCUCGUUGUGCUCGACCAAAUGGGGCUGUCGAAAGGCCUCACGGCGGCCGAAAAAGCGUCGAUCGUUCACUUUUUCGACGUCAAUGGGGACCGCGCGAUCGACUACACGGAAUUCUUUCACUUUGCCAAUCACGCCGACUCGAUGUUGCAAUCCAAAGUCGACACGUCCAAGGCAGCCAUUCCCGUCGACGCCUCGCCCCCGACCGCUCCCGGCACGGGGCUCCCAUCGGCGCCGUCCAGCCCCAUCAAGUCAACAGGAGGCAGCGCUCCGGCCAGCCCUGCGAAACCCACGACGAAAUCCCCCAGCAAGGACAACAUCCUGGCGCUCCAGCACCCCAACGGCAACGUCACCCUCCUUGGGAAGCAGCUUCUUCGCGUGGCCGACUUGAAUCGCAAACUGCCGCGCCAUGGCGGGUUUGCCUUUGCCAAGUACUUUGAAAAGCACAAGGCCCGCCACGACGCGAGUGUGCUGCCGUGGAAGAAAUUUCGGCGCAUUCUCGACAAAUUCCUCGACACGGUGCUCGCCGCGGAAAUGCCGACGAAAGCCGCCGCCCACGACGUCGCGCGCGUCGACGUGUCGUUCCUCGAGAUGCAGUACAUUGUCCGAGAAACGGGAAUGGUCAAGUACCCGCUCUUCCUCCGGGACCUCGAGACAGCGCAUGCCAUGGACGUCCGGCGACCCGACUGGGACGACGACGACCAUGACAACGAUCCCGACCUCGACGACCUCAGCGACGCUAACGUUUCCAACGAUGGGAACAGCAGCAGCAGCAGCAGCGACGAUGACAAAAGCCGUCGCGACUCGAUGGCCAACUCGACCAACUUGCCAGCUCUGCUGGAACGGCUGCUUCAGAAAGCCAACUGGUCCGCGUCGAAAUGCGCCAAAGUCUCACGCCAUCUCGACGAAUGGCUGCCACCUCGAGCAUGCUCGCGCCCAAAGCAGUUCAUGGUCGUGCUGCGAGACAAGGUAUUGCUGCCGUGGAAAAAGUCGGAAUUGGAGGCGGUCGCCACGGCCUGCCGACGGGUGAAUCAGCGCCACCGCGUCGACCCGUCCACGUUUGUGACGGCGAUGCGUGAUGCGCUGGAGCGGUACUCGGGCGUUGCUGCCACAAGGGAAAGUCCCCCUGGAGCGUCCCAUCAAAGCAGCGGGAGCUCCCACUCGACAGCACUCAAACCCGUCGUGGCCAAGAUCUACGACGCCUUCUUACAAGCUGCUCAACGCAACAUCAACGGUCGGGAGCUCUUGGAGCGGUGCGACGUUGGGGGAAGCGGCACGAUAUCGUGGGCCGAGUUUGCGACAGUGCUGCGGCUCAUAGACUGCUGUCUCGCUCCAUCAGACAUGGCUACGAUCCAGCAGGCGCUCCAGUCGCCUUCAUCAUGUCCGUACAAGUCGUUCUUUGCCCUCCUUGAGACGUAUGGCGCCAUGUCGGCAUCGUCUAUCGUGGCGACGAGCCCGCGCCACCAUCGCUCGUCACCGUCGAUGCGGCACCCUUCGUCUCAUCCCCACAUCCCAUUGACGUCGUCGCCCUUGCCGCAUGCCGCCGUGCAUGCGCUCCCAGUAGCAUACACAGCGCCAUCCCCUCCUGCCUACAACGCCGUGUACCCGAGCCACGUCGUCGAAAGCGAACUGCGCGCGAUCUUUGCCGACGCAUUGCGCUCGAUCGACGUCGCGCCGAUCGUGACCGCGUUUCGCCAGUACGACGUCAAAGGGUGCGGGUUCAUCAGUCUCGACGGAUUCCACGCGGCCAUGCGCCACGGCGGCAUUUUCCUCUCCCCCGACGUGUACACGAAGCUUGCGUCCCAGUUUGCGGCCCGGUUUAGCGACGGCAUCGAUUACGUCCAGUUUUGCCACGUCAUGGGGCUGCAGCUACCGCACGUCGACGGCGGCGGUCCGCCGUCGUCAUCUUACGGCCAUCGCAAAGUAGCCCCGCUCCAACUGCCCUUCCCUUCCGAGCCAUCGCCUCGAGCAGGGGCCAUCACGCCGACCGCCGUCGAAUCCUGGCUCCAGCAUGGCGCGUCCGCAGAAGACAAGCGCCGCUUCAACGACAUGUACAACGCGAUCUGUCAGUUCAAGACAAAAGAUCUCAGCCCAGCGCAGGGAUCGGCCCGUCCGCCGCUGCAAACGCCGUCGGCGGCGCUCUCGAGCCGGGACACGUGGACCUGCCCCGUGUGCUUUCGCACGCAGAGCCUGUCGAACACGGCAUGCGAGAUAUGCGCGGCCAAGCAUCCAACGUCCCGCAGUACAUCUCACCCAGACGAGUUUGAAGUGGCGCUGCAGUGCUCGGUGUGCGCGUUCCGAAACAAGCGGACUGCGUCGGCAUGCCGUUUGUGCCAGACGCCGCUGCACCCGCAGCAUCAUGCAUCGUCCAAGGCACGAUCGUCGGCCGCCCCCGCGAGUCCUGGCGGCGACGGAUGGCUUACGUAGACGUUCCAUGACAUCGCGCGCGGCAUGGCUGUCGUACCAAUGCAUACCCUCGUGCCGUCGUCGUCGUUUUAGGUGGCAGAACUCGUUCUUCGUCAUGCGGCGCGAGCGAAUGCAACGUGUACAAACAAAUCUAUGACAGCAUGGAUGAUCGAGUGUUUACACGGCCUUCUUCUCGAUGGCGGCGGGGUGGCGCGUCCGCCCCGCUCCACAGUACGACGUGAUGAAGAAGUAGACAAAGAGCCAAAACAGCGACUGCACGUACACCAUGUACGCAAUCGACACGUUCAACGGGACGGUCGGGCAUGACUUGUACAGGACGAGGAACCCUUGGACGUUCAUGGUGACGAACUGGAGCAGCUGGAGCACGGUUAAGUACUGCUUCCACCAGAUCGUCUUGGUGUGCGCGCUGACAAAGUAGUACAUGUACAUGAUCGUGUGGAUCGCGCCGUUGAGCAAGAUCGUCAUGUAAAUCUCGCCGUCGUACAUGACGCGGAAGAGCAGCCAAUACACAAUCCACACAGUCAAGUGGUGGUACACGUGCAAG
Messenger RNA from Aphanomyces invadans, 6859 nucleotides. RefSeq lists its product as hypothetical. Bases 1 to 6315 code for a protein of 2104 amino acids. Gene Ontology annotation, molecular function: calcium ion binding. NCBI's taxonomy places the organism in Eukaryota, Oomycota, Saprolegniomycetes, Saprolegniales, Verrucalvaceae. Gene Ontology annotation, cellular component: nucleoplasm. The transcript is spliced from 19 exons. The record is from RefSeq and is a predicted model, not a curated record.